Messenger RNA from Athene cunicularia (burrowing owl), 1820 nucleotides. RefSeq names its product pancreatic progenitor cell differentiation and proliferation factor like (gene PPDPFL). Lineage: Eukaryota; Metazoa; Chordata; Aves; Strigiformes; Strigidae. Gene Ontology annotation, biological process: cell differentiation; multicellular organism development. The record is from RefSeq and is a predicted model, not a curated record. The transcript is spliced from 5 exons. The coding region runs from base 136 to 393 and encodes 85 amino acids.
UAGGGGCGGCCGGGGGUGCGGGCGGCACUCGCCACGGAGGGGAGCGGUGUCCCCUCUAUCCCUCCCGGCGGCCGCUUUCCCUGGGCGCUGCAGGCUCCUCCCGGAGAGAGGCGGCUUCCCCGUCGCGCCGCGGCCAUGGCCUCGGUACCCUCCGCCGGCUGCCUCCUGGCCAAGAACCAGUACUACAGGACACGACAAAACUCGGAAUCCAGUGUUUCUUCCAGCUCCUCCUGCUGUUCAGAUGCUGUGAACAUUGCAGACCAGGACAAAGCGUUUCAUGGGCUACCUGAGUUAAUUGAUAAAUGUUGGUGGAUAAAAAGCUUUUUCCAUAGUGAACCAUCUCCACCAACCGUUGGCAGAAAAACACUCUCAGCAAGCAGUACCAACAGUUGAAUAGGACAGCGUGCUGGCUUUGCUGACUGAGAUACUACGUGCAGACUUGUUUUUCCAAGAGGCUUGGGAUCUUCCUAAUGUCUGGGUUCAGCUGCAAGAAGAAAACAAAACCUGUAGGAGAGUGGAAAAGUGUAUUUUUGAAAUAUUUGUCAGUAACUUAAUAUUGCUUAAUGGACAUGUCCAUUGCCUAUCUUGUUCAUUACGAAGUUGCUGUAAUUUGAGACAUCUCUCUAAUGGAAGUUACCAGGAUUAAAUAUCCUGAUGACUUACUUGGAUAGUUACAGAAAAAUUACAGUGUGAGUAAGAUAUUUUAGGUUUAGGAGAAGUGUGUGUAUUUAAUGAAUUUGCAAUAGAUGAUACUCUUAAGUUUUUACCUUUAAGAUACCAGCUCUAUAGGCAGUCACAAUGAAGUAAAGAAGAUUCUGGGCUAUAUGUCUGAGUGGGACUGCUAUAUGGUACAUGUUUUCUAUCAAGUAUUUGUGUACCAGUCAUAGGGAAUAAGUUUACAACCAUGCUUGUUAAUAGCUUUGCCUCUAGAAAGCCCAAUUACAUGAAGAAACAGUAGCUUGGUCUCUUUGUCCUAGUAGAGUGCAUGGAUCCCAACCUCAAAUACCCUGGUGCAACUUCAAUUCGUAUCUGUGUAUGUUGGUAUUUGAGGAAAGAAUAGAAGAGUUAGAGAAGAAAUCAGUAAUCCUAAUGGACACUGACAUCUUCCAAGCAGAAGAGCAACCUUAAUCAGAGUUGAUAUGCCUAGCUGUUUUAGAUUGCUCUCACCUGCUUUCUUUUAUCUUAAAGAGCUACUUGUUCUCAAGUGAUUUAAUCCUAUCUAUUCACUGCUGUCUGUCAGCUUAGUUAUGUGUUAGAUCUGGCAAAGUGUUCAGCUCAGAGUAAUCACAUUAGUAUUAUUAACAAAGUCUACCUUUGGCAUGACCAAUGCUCUUGAAAGAUACUCUUAACAUAACUUCAUUUGGUCUUCAGCGUUGUGAAGCAUUACAGCAGAUUGAUUCUACCGGGUAUGACUGAAAUGCAUUAGAAAUCGCAGAAAAUAAGUAUUUGGCUGGGUGAUACCACUUCUGUAAAUUAUCUAUGCAACUUUUUUGAUGUACUGUCACUAAGCCUACCUGACCUUUGUCCAUCGCUGGAUGAACUAACAAUAGCAAACAUUAAUGUAGCCAACAUUUUUCAUUGUAAAUUAAUGGUUGUCAUGGUUAUGCAUAACUCCAAACUGUGUCAAGUGGCUGCUUCAGGAAGCUUACUGUGUUGGAGAUGAGGAAAUGCAUGGCACAUGACAACAGAAAAGAACAUAAUUCUGAAAACAUAAUUUAAUGGAUUCCUGAAACUUACUUGUUAUAUAUCUUACCUUGUUCCUGUUGUGUAGUUUCAUCUUUGUCCUUUCUCUAAGUGUACAGAAUGAACUAUUUUUUUAU